Trichoderma reesei QM6a is the source of this 2137-nucleotide messenger RNA. RefSeq lists its product as uncharacterized. Bases 68 to 2137 code for a protein of 689 amino acids. Lineage: Eukaryota; Fungi; Ascomycota; Sordariomycetes; Hypocreales; Hypocreaceae. The record is from RefSeq and is a predicted model, not a curated record. The transcript is spliced from 8 exons. Gene Ontology annotation, biological process: carbohydrate metabolic process.
CAUCGUCAUAGGAUCAACAAGGCCCACCCAACAGCCUGUCUCUCCUCCCUUCUUCUUGCAUUGAACCAUGAAGUUCUUGCGAGUCGCUGCGGCGGCAGUCUUGGCUCUCAUAGGGCACACAGAUGCGGUUUCAACCUUUUCGCCGGCAAGGCCCCCUGCUGCUCCCCUAGCCGUGCGAGCGCCUUAUCUCAACGUAUGGCUCAACGGCCAAACGGAUGGACGACCAAGUGGCUACCUCCCUGGACAGUGGCCUAGCUUCUGGACGCAAGGGUUCCAAGGAUGGCAAGGAUUCAUCAUGGUGGACGGAAAGCCCUACAACUGGAUGGGAGGGGCCCCUGGCGCAGACAAUGUUGACCAGCAGGCACUCAAGUACACGUCAACGCGGACGACCUUUAUCUUCAACGCGGGAGGCCUCGUCCAACUGGUGGCCGAGUUCCUCUCCCCAGUCUUCCCUGAUGACUUGAGAAGGCAAUCCAUCCCCUUCUCGUAUCUCAAGGUCUCCGUGGUAUCACUGGAUGGGCGUUCACACCACGUCCAAAUAUACACUGAUGUGUCAGGAGAAUGGGCAUCUGGUGAUAAUUCACAGACUGUUCAGUGGGAGCACCAGGCCGGCGACGGGGUUCGGUCUCACAAGUUUUAUCGUCAGAACCAAGAGCCAUUCAACGAAGCCAACGACCAAGCCUCCUGGGGCAACUGGUACUGGUCCACUGGUGACAUUAGAGGCGUAACCUAUCAAAUUGGACAGGAUACUGUUGUGCGCGGCCAAUUCCUGUCCAACGGUACGCUCACCGGUCACAUCGAUACGGAAUAUCGUGCGGUGAAUGAUCGAUGGCCCGUCUUUGCCUUUGCGCGCGACCUUGGUGCCGUUGGAGGCAGCGGUUCUGCGUCUACCCUCUUCACCAUUGGUGUCGCCCAAGAGGAUGCCAUCCUGUUUCAAGGUCGCGGCGAUUCGCCGCAGGAGGUUCCGUCGCUGUGGACAAACUACUUUGAUGAGGAGGAGCUGGCUCCGUUCUUCUACAAGGACUACACAUACGCUAGCCAGUAUGCCACCAGCCUCGACAGCCGCAUUGCAAGAGACUCUAUCGCGGCAGGCGGCCAAGAUUAUCUUACCAUUACGAGUCUCGCUGUCCGACAAGCCUUUGGUGCCCUCCAAUACACGGGUACCCGCGACAACGUCCAGGUGUUUCUCAAGGAGAUCAGCUCCAACAGUGACAUCCAGACGGUGGAUGUCAUCUUUCCCACGUGGCCAAUCAUGCUGUAUCUGGAUCCCAACCUGAUCAAGUAUACGCUGUCGCCCCUGCUCGAGAACCAGGAGAGCGGCCACUACCCCAACAAGUAUGCGAUCCACGAUCUUGGCAGGUUCCCGCGAGCGUUGGGCUAUCCCGAUGGCAAUGACGAGGCCAUGCCUCUGGAGGAAUGCGGCAACAUGAUCAUCAUGAUGCUGUCGUACGCUCAGAAAACGGGCGAUGUCAACUACCUCCGACAACACUGGACGUUGAUGGCGCAGUGGGCCGAGUAUCUGAUUGAGGAUGCCAAGAUUCCGGCAAAUCAGCUGUCGACGGAUGAUUUCGCAGGCCAUCUUGCGAACCAAACCAAUCUCGCCAUCAAGGGCAUCAUCGCCCUGGAGGCCAUGUCUCGCAUAGCUAGACUGACUGGUCACAAUACCGUGGCUGGGAACUACUCGUCAAUCGCCAGAGACUAUCUCGGUUUCUGGUCUCGUCAUGGCAUCAACCGCGCCGCGGUUCCCAACCACAGCGUACUUCAGUAUGAUUCAGCUGACACAUAUGGUCUCCUGUACAACAUCUAUCCCGACAAGGCCCUCGGACUCCAGUUCAUCCCGCAGUCCGUCUACGACAUGCAGAGCAACUUCUACCAAACAAAGGCCAACAAAUACGGAGUGAUUCUCGACACACGCGGCACGCUGACCAAGACUGACUGGGAGAUGUUUGCAGCGGCCGUGGCGGGACCGGAAACGAAGGCCAUGUUCAUCUCCCUGAUUGCCAAGUGGAUCAACGAGACGCCGACGUGGCGGGCUUUUACCGAUCUGUAUGACACGAACACGGGAGGAUAUCCCGGUAACCAGUUCACGGCCCGGCCGGUGGUGGGCGGUGUGUUUUCUGUGCUGGCGUUGCAGUGA